This is a messenger RNA of Trematomus bernacchii (emerald rockcod), 4416 nucleotides long. Its product is annotated as B-cell receptor CD22-like. The transcript has 20 exons. The record is from RefSeq and is a predicted model, not a curated record. NCBI's taxonomy places the organism in Eukaryota, Metazoa, Chordata, Actinopteri, Perciformes, Nototheniidae. Bases 490 to 3750 code for a protein of 1086 amino acids.
GAGGAGGGCAGUUCAGUGACUCUGACCUGUAGCAGUGAUGCUAACCCAGCAGCUAACUACACCUGGUACAAGGAGAAUGAAGACUCUCCAAAAGCUUCAGGACAGAUCUUCAACAUCACUGACUUCAGAGCUGAACACAGUGGGAGUUAUUACUGUGGAGCCCAGAACAAGUUAGGACGUCAAAACUCCACCUUUCAUCAGAUUGUUUUGACUGGAGCAUGGAAAUCUAGAGCUGCUGGAAUCACCACUGCUGUUGUUCUGUCAGUCAUCCUUCUCUCUAUAUUUGUAUUGAUCAGGAAGAAGAAAGCUGCCAAGCGAUCAUCUGAGCCCGGAGAGCCACCGGACAACAGCAAACAGAGUCCUCAGGAGGAGCUUCUCUAUGCCAGUGUCCAGUUCUCCAAAAACCAGGCAGAUCCUCUCUCCUCCAACAUCGAGGAUAGUGUUGUGUACGCUGAGGUCAAAUUUAACAGCGCUGCCCCGAGAAGUCAGAUGUCUGCCAUAAAGGACUCAACUGCAUUGUACAGCACAAUCAACAAAACCAGGACACACCGCAUGGAGACGAGAGGAGCCGCUAUGAUUUUAACAGCGAGUGGAUUUUUUGUCUUCCUUCUCUGUAUGCCAGUCGUUCAGGGUCAGCAUGACUGGGGAGUGACUUACUCUUCUACUAAGAUCUGUGCAGUGAAAGGAUCAACAGUGGACAUAAACUGCAGCUACAAAUACCCAUCUAGAAUAUAUGGCCAUGAAAACACAGUACAGAAAACCUUCUGGUUUACUCAGAAGCAAAAUGGUGAACUUGUAGAUCUGACAACAGCCUCAGAGUAUGCAGGUCGUAUAGAGAAUCUCUUUGAAAACAACAGAUGCACUCUGAGAAUCAAAAACCUGAGAGAGAGCGACUCAGCUGAGUACAGGUUCAGGUUCAUAACAAACUACGAUACAUAUACUGGUUCACCAGGAGUCACUUUGUCUGUCACAGAUCCAGAUCUACUAGUCAAGGUCAUCAGAUCAAUAGUCCACCAGAGUGUUUCCAAAGCAAAGCUUCAGUGUCACAGCAGAUGUCUUUUACCUCAUGACCCUUCCUACAUCUGGUUCAAGAACGGACAGAAAAUUCGGGCAGAAACAUUUUCUUUUUCAGUCAAUUCUGAUUCAGCUGACAGCUAUUCCUGCGCUCUUAAAGGACAUGAGGAUUUCCCGUCUCCUUCACAGUGUGUUGACGGUCAAAACUGCAACAGAGUGACUCACACUGACCGGAGCAUCUGUGCCUUCAAAGGAUCAUCAGUGGACAUUUCCUGCAUGUACAGCAGUUAUGAAUCUAUCACUGAUGGAUUCUGGUUCAGUCCUGAGCGUUAUCAUCAGUGGCAGAAUCCCUCUCAGCCUGAGGACCUUAGUGAAGACUCCCAGUAUUCAGGUCGUGUUCAGAUCCUUGAAACAUGGAGAGGACGCUCCACUCUGAGGAUCUCUGACCUGAGAGACUCAGAUUCAGCUCAGUAUCUCUUCAAAUUCAAAACACCAAGCUUUGAAUGGAGGAGUGAUUUACCUGGUACAACUCUGACUGUCACAGAUCUGAAGGUGCAGGUGCAGGGGGGGAAAUCAUCUUCAUGGUCUGAGCUCCAGUGUUACACCAGUUGUCGCCUGCCACAAGGUUCUUCCUACAUCUGGUAUGAGAAUGGGCUGAAAAUUGCAAAAGAAACAUUCUCUUCAUAUUCAGUCUACUUUGGUUUUGCAUCCAGCUACUCAUGCGCUGUGCAAGGACAUGAGGAUUUCCCCUCUCCUCCAGUGUGUGUCACUGGUCAAACCUGUAACAGAGUAAUUUACACUGAGAGAAGCAUCUGCGCCUUAAAAGGAUCAUCAGUGGACAUUUCCUGCACGUACAACAGUUAUAAAGUAUAUGUUAAAUCUACAUUCUGGUUCAGUCCUGAGCGUAGUCAUCAGGGACAGAAUCCCUCUCAACCUGAGGACCUUAGUGAAGACUCCCAGUAUGCAGGUCGUGUUCAGAUCCUUGAAACAGAGAGAGGACGCUCCACUCUGAGGAUCUCUGACCUGAGAGACUCAGAUUCAGCUCAGUAUCUCUUCAAAUUCAAAACAACAGGCUUUGAAUGGGGGAGUGAUUUCCCUGGUACAACUCUGACUGUCACAGCUCUGCAGGUGCAGGUGAUCACAUCAACAGUCCACCAGUCAUACACCUAUGCAGAGCUGAAGUGUCACAGCGGCUGCAGUCCAGCUGGUGUUUCCUACAUCUGGUUCAAGAACAAUGAGAAAAUCAUCAAAGAGGAAAGAUCUUUAUAUGAAGACCAGUUUUAUCCUGGAGACAUCAUCUCUUGUGCUUUGAAAGGACACGAGAAUUACAGCUCUCCUUUGCUAUAUGCUCUGAAGUUUCCCGUUGUGUCAGUAAGUCCUUCUGAUGAAAUCAUGGAGGGCAGUUCAGUGACUCUGACCUGUUGCAGUGAUGCUAACCCAGCAGCUAACUACACCUGGUACAAGGAGAAUGGAAAUCAGAAACUUCCUCCUCUCAAUAAAGAACCAAAGCUUUUCUUCAGCUCCAUCCAGGUUUCUGACUCUGGACAGUAUUUCUGUACAGCUGAGAACGAGCUGGGGAAACGGACAUCUGAAAUGAACUCUGUUGAUGUGGAAUAUGCUCCAAAGCUCCCCUCUGUGUCAGUGAGUCCCUCUGCUGAGAUAGAGGAGGGCAGUUCAGUGACUCUGAUCUGUAGCAGUGAUGCUAACCCAGUAGCUAAAUACACCUGGUACAAGAAGAACCAAACACUGUUUCAGGGACCAGAAGGAAGUUAUCAUGUCACCUCCAUCAGCUCUGAGGACAGAGGGAUCUACUACUGCAAGUCUGGGAAUCAAUAUGGAGAGAUCAACUCUACGCCUCUAUUUGUAGAUGUCCAGUAUGCUCCAAAGCUCCCCUCUGUGUCAGUAAGUCCCUCUGCUGAGAUAGAGGAGGGCAGUUCAGUGACUCUGACCUGUAGCAGUAAUGCUAACCCAGCAGCUAAAUACACCUGGUACAAGGAGAACCAAACACUGUUUCAGGGAACAGAAGGAAGUUAUCAUGUCACCUCCAUCAGCUCUGAGGACAGCGGGAUCUACUACUGCAAGUCUGGGAAUCAAUAUGGAGAGAUCAACUCUACGUCUCUGUUUGUAGAUGUCCAGUAUGCUCCAAAGCUCCCCUCUGUGUCAGUGAGUCCCUCUGCUGAGAUAGAGGAGGGCAGUUCAGUGACUCUGACCUGUAGCAGUGAUGCUAACCCAGCAGCUAACUACACCUGGUACAAGAAGAAUGAAGACUCUCCAAAAGCUUCAGGACAGAUCUUCAACAUCACUGACUUCAGAGCUGAACACAGUGGGAGUUAUUACUGUGAAGCCCAGAACAAGUUAGGACGUCAAAACUCCACCUUACAUCAGAUUGUUUUGACUGGAGCAUUGAAAUCUAGAGCUGCUGGAAUCACCACUGCUGUUGUUCUGACAGUCAUCCUCCUCUCUAUAUUUGUAUUGAUUAGGAAGAAGAAAGCUGCCAAGCCAUCAUCUGAACCCGGAGAGCCACCGGACAACAGCAAACAGAGUCCUCAGGAGGAGCUUCUCUAUGCCAGUGUCCAGUUCUCCAAAAACCAGGCAGAUCCUCUCUCCUCCAACAUCGAGGAUAGUGUUGUGUACGCUGAGGUCAAAUUUAACAGCGCUGCCCCGAGAAGUCAGAUGUCUGCCAUAAAGGACUCAACUGCAUUGUACAGCACAAUCAACAAAACCACGACACAGUAGGAAUCUACAGCCCAUCAUUUUUAUUAAAGGGACCCUAUUGGGUUUUCCCUUCACUGUAGUGUGUUCUCUAGGUUUGUGUGCAUGUAAAUGGUCUGCAAAGGCUAACAUCCAUGUGUUCCCUCCAGAGGGAGUUUCUCCAUUGGACUCCUUUGUUUACUUCCUUAACAUCGUGACAUCCCUAUGGAACACUCUGGCUCCUAUUGGCUUCUUUCUGAGAAGAUAUAUGACUUUAGCGUGUUGUUGAGUUUGAGCCUGGGUUGGCUCUAAUGACUAUGUAGCUUAUUUAAUGCCUUUUAUUGUAAACAUAAUAUAUGUAUAUUAAAUGGCCUAUUUAAUGAAAUGUACAGAAGCAAGGACACACUUUUUAAACCUUUUAUUUGUUCUCUGGAUUGGUGUUUAAGCACUGAGUGGAUACAUAAUACUCUAUAAAUCAUUAUUCAGAGGGAAUUAGAGACACCCAAAUAGCUUUUACUUUCCAUUUUUACCAAAAAGAUAGCAAUGUAACUAACUUAUUAACUUGUAAAAACAUGAGACAACCUUUCAAUUUGAAAUAAAGAGUAUACAGACCAAUGUGUUUUUCUAUAUCAUGUUGUACUUAAACCUUUGUCAACAGUACGUUUUAUUUGAGCUCUUGUUAUGUUAGGCAUACUCCUUUGUUUUGUAAAA